Molecule: messenger RNA, 2421 nt
Organism: Branchiostoma floridae (Florida lancelet)
Lineage: Eukaryota; Metazoa; Chordata; Leptocardii; Amphioxiformes; Branchiostomatidae
Product: mucin-5AC-like
Exons: 3
Coding region: 145-1161 (338 amino acids)
Source: RefSeq, a predicted model, not a curated record
GAACCGGGAUCGGACAGUAGCAAGGUCUUUGUUGCGAAUUCCGAUGGGGCAACAGUGGUCAGCCAUGACCUUGAUCUGUCGAUCAUCGCCUCUUUCGUCCGAGUAAAUCCACAAGACUUUACUAGUAAUCUCAUACGUUUUCGGAUGGAGCUGCUGGGAUGUGAAGAACCAGUGUGGUCGGCCCAACCUGAUAAUACAACACCCAUUACUGUGGCUGCCUCGUCCACAACAUCUCGGGCAAUCACAACAGAAGACGUGUCGACGGUUUCUCAAACUACCGCUGCUCUCUCGACGUCUGGUAGGUCAACGACUCAUCCAUUAGUUACGACAACAUCUGCAACAACACAGCCAACCCUUCCUCCAUCUACACAGUCCAAGACAACCGACGUGUCAACAACUUCUUCCAUCCAGAUUCAUGAGAUUACAACUGGUUUGAUGACAGCGGUGGAGGCGACUCCGUCUACCACCAUUGCAGCAACGACACAGUUCACCGAAACGUCAGAGACACCGCCAAAAACACCAUCAAUGACAACUGAAGAAACCGCAAAGACGACAGCAGUGGCACCUCAAACAACUACAGUAUCGACAAAAGCGCCUGUAUCAGCAACAACAGCGCCUGUAUCAGCAACAUCAGCACCUGUAUCAGCAACAUCAGCGCCUGUAUCAGCAACAUCAGCACCUGUAUCAGCAACAUCAGCGCCUGUAUCAGCAACAUCAGCGCCUGUAUCAGCAACAUCAGCGCCUGUAUCAGCAACAUCAGCACCUGUGCAAGCAACAACAGCACCUGUAUCAGCAACAACAGCCGCUGUGCAAGCAACAACAGCGCCUGUAUCAGCAACAACAGCCGCUGUGCAAGCAACAACAGCGCCUGUAUCAGCAACAACAGCACCUGUGCAAGCAACAACAGCACCUGUAUUAGCAACAACAGUGCCUGUAUCAGCAACAACAGCACCUGUAUCAGCAACAAAAACACCUGUAUCAGCAACAACAGCACCUGUAUCAGCAACAACAGCACCUGUAUCAGCAACAACAGCACCUGUAUCAGCAACAACAGCACCUGUAUCAGCAUCAACAGUCGCUGUGACUUUCCAAACAACGGUGGAGGCUUCAUCAACAACAAUGAAGGCCGACAUAGCUUCCACAACAACACCGGGUAUGUGAUCCCAAGCUAAUACAAUAUACACGCAUACUCAAACAUGGACAGAAUUGACACCUACAGUACAUUAUAAUGAUGCCCCUGAGGUCUUGACUCUUGCAUUUCAUUGUUUCCAUUGCAUUUUGCUGUUCGAUUACACUCUUAAAACCUGUCGACAUUGUGUAUAUUCCUCGAUCGUUCCUUUCCUCCUGAACUGUUGUCUGUUUAUUCAGUGAAUUUGUCAAACUUCAUUCUGUUUUUGUCACUCUUGCAGUUCUGUUCACUUUUUACUUACCGCGACAAAGUGCGCCUCGCUUAUACUUAGAUUAUGAACGCGCGCAGCAGUUUACAGGCAAGGUACAGCGACAUUUAGAGCAAAUUGUAUAGUUUGAUAUUGGAUAUUGCUGGUGGCGGUCCUUUCUGGCGGCGUAUUCACGGGUAAGGUAAGCUAAUUUGGCAUUCACUUCUUCUCAUUUUUUGUCAUUGCCUUGAAUAUCUAACUUAAAGGUAUCCAUAGGAAAGGUAAGCCCUUGUCUUGUCAGCAAUUUAUAAAUUAUGUUGUUUCGGCGUUUUUUUUUCUUCAUUUUUUUCAUCACCCCUGAGUGAGAUGCCCUUAUAGAGGGCUUUGCUCAGUAUUAGUUUGAGAUUGCCUAGUAAUAACGUACUCUUUGCUAAUUGUAUUCGAUGUUCUUGUGUAUAUCCUCAGUAUCCACCGAGGCGUCGAAAUUUUAGGGACCACAAAGCUAGCAAAGUGCCAGUAAUUGUAGUUUGCAACUGGACAAUUUCCAGAGCCUACUUCAGAGCCUCCCGGUAGGCUCUGAAAAUUGUCCAGGUUUUUCACAUUGUAGCAGAUUUGUUCGUUUUCACGUAACACACAAGACGUUGCAUCUUCAUUACUUCACAAACUCAUGUCCUUAAGCAACGUGUGAGGAGAAUCACACCAGAAUCACAUUGUGACCUGACUCUGCGUGUAUAAAGUUUGAAUGUGAGAACAGAAGGUCUCACAGAGUUAUCUAUUAACACUGGUUAGUAUUGCAAUAAAUCCUUUCGUACAUAGUUUGCUGUGCUGGCCGACUUGGUGCCCAGUUUUCGUUAAUGUUCCAGCAGAUUUCUACGGUGUCAAGAAGGUGUCCAGGCGCCAAACAAUAUCCAGCUGGUCACCGUAGCGUCAACGCUGCUUCGCCAAGACAGAAAGUGCAUCCUAUCGCACGAUGAAGACACGCACAACAGAACUGCUAGGUAAAUAUGCAACCAGAAGGGGGAAUCGCUAGGGGUCCCCACUACAG